Messenger RNA from Nannospalax galili (Upper Galilee mountains blind mole rat), 6247 nucleotides. RefSeq names its product transcription factor 20 (gene Tcf20). Bases 37 to 5997 code for a protein of 1986 amino acids. The transcript is spliced from 5 exons. Gene Ontology annotation, biological process: regulation of transcription by RNA polymerase II. NCBI's taxonomy places the organism in Eukaryota, Metazoa, Chordata, Mammalia, Rodentia, Spalacidae. The record is from RefSeq and is a predicted model, not a curated record. Gene Ontology annotation, cellular component: nucleus.
GAGGGCUGUUGGCCUGCUGCUGUGCUGCUGAACAGUAUGCAGUCCUUUCGGGAGCAAAGCAGUUACCACGGAAACCAGCAGAGCUACCCACAGGAGGUACACAGCUCAUCCCGUAUAGAAGAGUUCAGCUCUCGUCAGGCCCAGAUGUUCCAGAAUUUCGGGAGCGCAGGUGGUGGCAGCAGUGGCUCCGGUGGUGGCAGUGGUGGUGGACGGCGAGGAGCAGCAGCUGCUGCUACAGCAAUGGCCAGCGAGACCUCUGGCCAUCAGAGCUACCAGGGUUUCAGAAAAGAAGCUGGAGACUUCUACUACAUGGCAGGCGGCAAAGACCCCGUGGCAGCAGGAACCCCGCAGCCACCUCAGCGAAGGCCUUCUGGGCCUGUGCAGAGCUACGGACCUCCCCAGGGGAGCAGCUUUGGCAAUCAGUAUGGGAGUGAGGGUCAUGUGAGCCAAUUUCAAGCACAGCACUCUGCCCUUGGUGGUGUGUCUCAUUAUCAGCAGGAUUACACAGGGCCUUUCUCUCCUGGGAGUGCUCAGUACCAACAGCAGGCCUCCAGCCAGCAGCAGCAGCAACAGCAGCAGCAGCAGCAACAGCAGCAGCAGCAGCAGCAAGUACAGCAGUUGAGACAACAGCUUUACCAAUCCCAUCAGCCUCUGCCUCAAGCCACUGGCCAGCCAGCCUCUGGCUCGUCCCAUCUACAGCCAAUGCAGCGGCCUUCAACCCUGCCAUCCUCUGCUGCUGGGUACCAGUUAAGAGUGGGUCAGUUUGGCCAACACUACCAGUCUUCUGCUUCCUCUUCCUCCUCCUCCUCCUUUCCUUCACCACAGCGUUUCAGUCAGUCUGGACAGAGCUAUGAUGGCAGUUACAGUGUGAAUGCUGGAUCCCAGUACGAAGGGCACAAUGUGGGUUCUAAUGCUCAGGCUUACGGAACACAAUCAAAUUACAGCUAUCAGCCACAGUCUGUGAAAAAUUUUGAACAGGCAAAGAUUCCCCAAGCAGCCCAGCAGGGGCAGCAGCAGCCGCAGCCGCAGCAACAGCAGCAGCCGCAGCAGCAGCAGCAACAGCCACAGCAGCAGCAGCAACAGCCACAGCAGCAGCAUCCCUCUCAGCAUGUGAUGCAGUACACCAAUGCUGCCACAAAACUGCCCCUUCAAGGCCAGGUGGGGCAGUACAACCAGCCUGACGUUCCUGUGAGGUCCCCCAUGCAGUUUCACCAGAACUUCAGCCCCAUUUCUAACCCUUCUCCUGCCGCCUCUGUGGUUCAGUCACCAAGCUGUAGCUCUACCCCUUCUCCUCUCAUGCAGAGUGGGGAGAGUCUCCAGUGUGGGCAAAGCAGUGUGCCCAUGGGCUCCAGAAACCGAAUUUUACAGCUGAUGCCUCAACUCAGUCCAACCCCGUCUAUGAUGCCCAGUCCGAAUUCUCAUGCUGCCAGCUUCAAAGGGUUUGGGCUAGAAGGGCUGCCAGAAAAGCGGCUGACAGAUCCUGGGCUGAGCAGUCUGAGUGCUCUCAGUACUCAAGUGGCCAAUCUCCCUAACACUGUUCAGCACAUGCUACUUUCUGAUGCCUUGACACCUCAGAAGAAGACCUCCAAGAGGCCCUCCUCAUCCAAGAAAGCAGACAGCUGCACAAACUCAGAAGGCUCCUCACAAGCUGAGGAGCAACUGAAGUCCCCCAUGGCAGAGUCUUUGGAUGGAGGUUGUUCCAGCAGUUCGGAAGAUCAAGGUGAGAGAGUCAGGCAGCUGAGUGGUCAGAGCACUAGCUCGGACACCACUUACAAGUGUGGAACCUCUGAGAAAGCAGGCUCCUCACCAGCACAAGGUGCUCAGAACGAGCCUCCCAGGCUCAGUGCCAGUCCUGCAGCUAGAGAAGAAGCUGCCUCCCCGGGUGCUAAGGAUGCACCACUGUCAUCCGAGGGGAACACGAAAGUCAAUGAGAAGACAGUCGGGGUGAUUGUCUCCCGGGAAGCCAUGACAGGUCGGGUAGAAAAACCUGGUGGACAAGAUAAAGGCUCCCAAGAGGAAGAUCCUGCUGCCAGCCAGAGGCCACCUAGCACCAGCGGGGUAAAGGAAGCCAGCCACACGUCACUUCCACAGCCAGACCCUCCAGGAGGAGGGAGCAAAGGGAGCAAGAAUGGAGACAGCAGCUCCAGCCAUAAUGGCGAGGGAAAUGGCCAGAGUAGCCACACUGCAGUGGGCCCAAGUUUCACAGGCAGGACUGAGCCUAGCAAGUCUCCUGGAAGCUUGCGCUACAGUUACAAAGAGAGCUUUGGGCCAGCUGUACCACGAAAUGUCAGUGGUUUUCCUCAGUAUCCUACAGGGCAAGAAAAGGGGGAUUUUACUGGCCACGGGGAACGAAAGGGUAGAAAUGAGAAGUUUCCAAGCCUCCUGCAGGAAGUACUUCAGGGCUACCACCACCACCCUGACAGGAGGUAUUCUAGGAGUGCUCAGGAGCAUCAGGGUAUGGCCGGUGGCCUAGAAGGAACUGCGAGGCCCAACAUCUUAGUUAGUCAAACCAAUGAAUUAGCCAGCAGGGGCCUUCUGAACAAGAGCAUUGGCUCCCUGUUAGAAAAUCCCCACUGGGGCCCCUGGGAAAGGAAAUCUAGCAGUACAGCUUCUGAAAUGAAACAGAUCAAUUUGGCUGACUACCCCAUUCCCAGAAAGUUUGAGAUAGAACCCCCAUCAUCAGCCCAUGAGCCUGGGGGCUCCCUUUCUGAGAGGAGAUCAGUGAUCUGUGAUAUUUCUCCACUAAGACAGAUCGUCAGGGACCCAGGGGCUCACUCAUUGGGGCACAUGGGUGCUGACACCAGAAUUGGGAGGAGCGAACGUCUCAACCCAAGUUUAAGUCAGUCAGUCAUUCUUCCAGGUGGGUUGGUGUCCAUGGAAACAAAGCUGAAGUCCCAGAGUGGGCAGAUAAAAGAGGAAGAUUUUGAGCAGUCUAAGUCCCAAGCUAGUUUCAACAAAAAAUCUGGAGACCACUGCCAUCCUGCUAGCAUCAAGCAUGAGUCUUACCGUGGUAAUGCCAGCCCUGGAGCAGCCCAUGAUUCCCUUUCGGACUAUGGCCCUCAAGACAGCAGGUCCACGCCAAUGCGGCGGGUCCCUGGUAGAAUUGGUAGUCGGGAGGCCAUGAGGGGUCGGUCCCCUUCUCAGUACCAGGACUUUGCAGAAAAAUUGAAGAUGUCUCCUGGCAGGAGCAGAGGCCCAGGAGGAGACCCUCACCACAUGAACCCCCACAUGACUUUUUCAGAGAGGGCCAAUAGGAGUUCAUUACAUGCUCCUUUUUCUCCCAACUCCGAAAGCCUGGCCUCUGCUUACCACACAAAUGCCCGGGCUCAUGCUUACGGGGACCCCAGUACAGGUUUGAAUUCUCAGCUCCAUUAUAAGAGACAGAUGUACCAGCCGCAACAAGAGGAGUAUAAAGAUUGGAGCAGCAGUUCUGCUCAGGGAGUGAUUGCUGCUGCACAGCAUAGGCAAGAAGGGUCACGGAAGAGCCCACGGCAGCAGCAGUUUCUUGACAGGGUACGGAGCCCCCUGAAAAAUGACAAAGAUGGUAUGAUGUAUGGCCCACCAGUAGGGACAUACCAUGACCCCAGUACUCAGGAAGCUGGGCGCUGUCUCUUGUCGAAUGAUGGUCUGCCUACCAAAGGCAUGGAAUUGAAGCAUGGCUCUCAGAAAUUACAAGAGUCUUGUUGGGAUCUUUCUCGGCAAACUUCUCCAGCCAAAAGCAGUGGUCCUCCAGGAAUAUCUAAUCAAAAACGGUAUGGGCCCCCCCAUGAGACAGAUGGACAUGGGCUAGCUGAGUCUGCACAGUCAUCCAAACCUAAUGUGAUGCUACGGCUUCCGGGCCAAGAGGAUCAUUCUUCUCAAAACCCCUUAAUCAUGCGGAGGCGUGUCCGCUCCUUUAUCUCCCCCAUUCCCAGUAAGAGACAGUCACAAGAUGUAAAGAAUAGUAACACUGAAGAUAAAGGGCGCCUCCUUCACCCAUCAAAGGACAGUGCCGAUAAGGCAUACAAUUCCUAUGCCCAUCUUUCUCACAGUCAGGAUAUCAAGUCUGUCGCUAAGAGAGAUUCCUCCAAGGACAUGCCAAACCCAGAUAACAGAAACUGUCCUGCUGUCACGCUCACGAGCCCUGCUAAGACCAAAAUACUGCCUCCACGGAAGGGACGGGGAUUGAAAUUGGAAGCUAUAGUUCAGAAGAUCACAUCUCCAAACAUUAGGAGAAGUGCGUCUACAAACAGUGCUGAGGCUGGGGGAGACACAGUCACACUGGAUGACAUCCUGUCUCUGAAGAGUGGUCCUCCUGAGGGCGGGCCUGUGGCUACUCAGGAGGCGGAGGUGGAGAAGAGAAAAGGUGAGGUGGCCUCUGACCUGGUCAGUGCAGUGAACCAGGAGUCAAGUGCUGAGAAGCCACUUCCCAGGCCUUCAGAAGAGUGGCAUGGCGGUGGGGAUGAUGAAGUGAAGACAGAGGCACACAAAGAAACGGUUCCUACUGGAAAGGAGCCCCCCAGUACCGUGGCAUCCACAACCUCACAGAAGCUUGGUGGCAACCAAGGGAGACCAGAUGGUUCCCUGAGUGGGGCAGCGCCUUUAAUCUUUCCUGACUCAAAGAAUGUAGCUCCAUUGGGCGUAUUGGCCCCAGAGGCAAACCCCAAGACUGAAGAGAAAGAGAAUGAGACAGUCACGAUUUCACCCAAACAAGAAAGUUUCCCCCCGAAGGGGUAUUUCCCAUCAGGAAAGAAGAAGGGGAGACCCAUCGGUAGUGUGAAUAAGCAGAAGAAGCAGCAGCCACCCCCUCCACCCCCCCAGCCCCCUCAAAUUCCAGAAGGUUCUGCAGAUGGAGAACCAAAGCCAAAAAAGCAGAGGCAGCGGAGGGAGAGAAGGAAGCCUGGGGCCCAGCCAAGAAAGCGGAAAACCAAACAAGCAGUUCCCAUCGUAGAGCCCCAAGAGCCGGAGAUCAAGCUCAAGUACGCCACGCAGCCUCUGGAUAAAACCGAUGCCAAGAACAAGUCUUUUUUCCCUUAUAUCCAUGUAGUAAAUAAGUGUGAACUUGGAGCUGUGUGUACAAUCAUCAAUGCCGAAGAAGAAGAGCAGACCAAAUUGGUGAGGAGCCGUAAGGGUCAGAGGUCUCUGACUCCUCCCCCCAGCAGCACGGAAAGCAAAGUGCUCCCAGCUUCGUCCUUCAUGCUGCAGGGGCCUGUUGUGACAGAAUCCUCUGUUAUGGGGCACCUAGUCUGCUGUCUUUGUGGCAAGUGGGCCAGUUACCGCAACAUGGGUGACCUCUUUGGACCCUUUUAUCCCCAAGAUUAUGCAGCCACUCUCCCGAAGAAUCCACCUCCUAAGAGAGCCACAGAAAUGCAGAGCAAGGUCAAGGUUAGGCACAAAAGUGCUUCCAAUGGUUCCAAGACGGACACUGAGGAGGAGGAGGAACAGCAGCAGCAGCAGAAGGAGCAGAGGAGCCUGGCCGCGCAUCCUCGGUUCAAGCGGCGCCACCGCUCAGAAGACUGUGUUGGAGGCCCUCGGUCCCUGUCCAGGGGGCUCCCUUGUAAAAAAGCCGCAGCUGACGGCAGCAGUGAAAAGACCGCUUUGGACUCAAAGCCCUCUGCACCCACCACUUCGGAAGGUGGCCCCGAGCUGGAGCUACAAAUCCCUGAACUACCUCUUGACAGCAACGAAUUUUGGGUCCAUGAGGGUUGCAUUCUCUGGGCCAACGGAAUCUACCUGGUGUGCGGCAGGCUCUAUGGCCUACAGGAAGCGCUGGAAAUCGCCAGAGAGAUGAAAUGCUCCCACUGCCAGGAGGCCGGCGCUACCCUGGGCUGCUACAACAAAGGCUGCUCCUUCCGGUACCAUUACCCAUGUGCCGUCGACGCAGAUUGUUUGCUUCAUGAGGAAAACUUCUCGGUGAGGUGCCCCAAGCACAAGCCUCCCCUUCCAUGCCCUCUCCCCCCCUUGCAGAACAAGACCGUGAAAGGCAGCCUCAGCACAGAGCAGUCGGAGCGGGGGUGAGGGGGGCAGUGUGCACGUGGGAAUGGACAGCAAGCACAGGUGAGACUGUGGAGAUAAGAAGGAGAUGGAGACAUGGGAUGGAGUCCUCCUGCCAUGCGGCCCACACCCCGCCCCGCCCCGCCCCGCCCAUGCCAGCACUUCCUUCCUAUGUUCUCACAUCACUCAAACUGGUGACAUCACAGGAAAGACAGACACAAGAUGUUGGAAUGGCUGUUUCCAUGGACACAAUCUCCAUAGUGACAAUGUGGGG